Molecule: messenger RNA, 13550 nt
Organism: Bombus huntii
Lineage: Eukaryota; Metazoa; Arthropoda; Insecta; Hymenoptera; Apidae
Exons: 20
Coding region: 124-11292 (3722 amino acids)
Molecular function (GO): calcium ion binding
Source: RefSeq, a predicted model, not a curated record
CACGAUGAUCUGUCUUGUUGUUUAACCCCACCUCGGAUGACUCGCCUAACACUCGAGACGAAACCCCCGCCUGUUGCUCACGGCUGCCCUACAUUUGCUGUAACUCACACACACAUGCCCUGAAUGUACUCCAUGGCGAAGGAUCACAAGUGCGUGCACGCAAGCGAGAGACACGUCGCCUUUUCAGAUGACUACUACCACGACGACUUCUACCGACUAACCAGCGACUUCGCUAGCAAAUCGCCCCGAGAGAACGCUAGGAAUCUCGCUCCAGAGAUUAACGACGAUUACCUCGAAGAAACGCCCAGAAAACGCGUCAGAAUUCGCGUCCCUGUGGUCAGAAAGAGUGGAAAGCAGCAUAAGCUAACGGUAGUCAGAAGAUUGCGUCCUAUUUCGUCCAAGAUUGAGAAUCCUGCUCAGAAUCAAUUGACUGUGGCGAGUCAUACGCCGCGGAGGAUCGUGGUGACUAGAGUGAGGUCAUUGGGAUUAGCUAACACCAUUCACAAUGAUUUGGAAUCUGAUAGUUUCAAACCAGAGAUUGGGAGACAUAAAGUGACUAUUACUAGACGUAGAAAGAUUGCGUCGACUACCGUUUCGCCUGCUAGCAGCGAAAGAAGAGUAAGAAUCACUAGAAAGAAAUUGGUCGCUGUUAGACCGCUGCAACCUACGCCUAGUUUCGCUAUUAUCACGACUGGAUUCUUCACUGCCCCAUCUUCUGAAUACGAUGAAGAGUUCUCCGAGGAGGAUGAAGGUGAAGAAGAGGUGAACGAAGAAAGUGUUAGUUCGACUGCCACACCUGAGUUGAAGGAACCGCCCGAUGUUAUCGAUAGCAAACCGGAUGAGGUUGAGAUUGAAAGUAAGGAGGAUGUUAGUUCGACAGAUAUCCCUGAAUUGAAGGAACCUCCUAAUAUAAUCGAUAAGAAACCAGAUGAGGUUGAGAUCGAAAGUAAGGAGGAUGUUAGUUCGACAGACACGCCUGAGCUAAAGGAAUCUCCUAAUAUAAUUGAUAAGAAGCCAGAUGAGAUUGCAACUAUGACCGAGGAAACUGAACCGAAAGUUAUAGAAGAGAGUAGUGUGAGUUCACCUGUCAUUAUCACUGAUAAUUUCUUCCUCCCUGCGUCUGACGAUGAGUAUGAAGAAUACGAAGAUGAAUAUACCGAUACCACGACUGAAAGUGAGAAGAAUGAUUCUGAGAAUGAAGAUAUUCUAACGACGACUAAAUCUACGAAAAUUGAGGAUGAUUUGAAUAAAGAGGACACUUCAAGCAUGUCUGCAGCUCCUGAUUUGUCAGAGAAAGAGGAACCAACGCUGGAACAGCCCGAAGAAGUUUCACAUAGUGUCGCUGAUCACGAAAGUACAGAGUCAACUAAUUUGAAAGAAGAAGAGAAAUCUGAGUCUUUGACAACUGAAAAGUCAGUACAAGAGGGAGAAGAAAUUACUACGACGCAGAUGAGUUUGGAAGAGAAAUCAGAAGAAGUUGGAACGACUGUUUAUCCUGAGAUUAAUGAAGAUGAGAAAGAGGAUGGGGAAGAAGACCGUACAACGACAGAAAUGAUAGAGACUACGACAUUUAUGGAAGAAACGACAGUGAUUAGUGUUCCUGAAGAAGUACAGACAACUACAAUUUCUGAUAAAGAGAUUACAAUAAUCGAUAAGGAAGAAGAACAUAGUAGUACUGAACACCCUUCGCUGCCUAGUGAAUUUAAAUCGGAAUCUGAAAAUUCUUCAAACGAAGAAUCACUCGAAAAAGAUAUUGAAGCUCACGUUGCAACUAUUUCACCUGAACCUGAAGACAUUUUACUGAAAGACAGUGAAGAUUCCCUCGAGAAAGAUACAAAAUCAAACACCACCAUAAUCGAAAUUGAUCCCAAGGUAUCUAUAUCAAAAGACUCUGAAGAUCCUGUCAAAAAAGAGAUCGAACCCCAAGUCACGGUGAUUCAAACCAAAUACGAAGACUCUCCCAAAGUCGAAGACGUUCCCAAAAUUGAAGACGUUCCCAAAAUUGAAGACAUUCCUAAGAAAGACACACAAAUUCCCGAUAGCCACCCUAGUAUCAUACUCGACCCAAGUUCAAGGCCAGAAACUGAAAGAUCCUUCCCAGACAUGAUAGAUAUCACUACCCUGAAACAGGUUCCAGAAACCACACCAAAACUCGAGGAAAAUGAAGAGAACCUGACAGUGCAGCCCAUACCAUCGAUUACCGAAAUCAUCUCGUCUGCUACGACAAUUUUCUUCGACGAGUACCCCGAUUUCACCAGCGUCCUGCCUUUAGAAACGUCCCAAUCGACGUCGUACGACUCCAGUACCCUUAGCUACUUGGAUAACUCCGAGAUCCCAAGCGUGAUUCCCCUAGGAGUCGAAUAUACGUCGUUGUCAGACUCGAAGAGGACCUCGAUGGUUCUCGAGACGACGUCCAGCAUUGACUCGGUAACGACGUCGAUCUCGUCACCGACCCCCGAGGAAAUCGAGGCAGGAUUAGCCGACGAUCUUUAUUUGUCCCUGUCGAGGCCAGAUUUCCCUGAGAUACUGCCAUCGAAACCGGUUCACGUGGAGCACGAGACCAGGUCCGAAACACCAGAUUUAGAACCGAGCACGAGCAUUUAUUAUACAGAGACAGUGGUGACAUCGACGAGACUUAGGACGUAUACGUACGUAGUGACGCAACUGAAUGGACUGGAGACGAAAGUAACGUCCUCGACGACGGUCCGACCGAGAGUGACGACGCUUACAUUGACGGUGCCCGUCACGGUGACUGUCACUCCUACCGUGGAGUCGUCAGCGCACGCCGUUUCGUCUGUGUAUAGCCCGGUGCCCGCUGCUGGAGAGCACGAAGGAAAAGAUGAAGAAGGUCGAAGGUUAAACCUGGCCACGCGUGUCAUGUCAAACGGAGUCGAAGUGAUCGUUGCUGGACCAACGCCAGCAUUACGAUGGGAGAACUCGGUGCCACAGCCUACGCUGACAUUGUCCGAUACUGUCGUCAUGAUGCUUCCACAAGAUAAACCGAAUGAAUUUGUCACUAAGACAUGUACCACCACCUUCACGUACCUUACUACCAUUACGAAAGAUGGGACAACUAUCGUUUCAACGGAGCAGCAGGUGAUAGCUAACACAGCGACCGAAGAACGUCACAGGAAGCCGGGAUCUGAAACUGCCGCGGUAACAUUAGAAGCAUCCCCAACAUUACGCACAGAAGUCUUCAAAACCACCUAUACCUACUUAACAUUAAACACCGAUCAUUCUAAUAUAAAUGACGCGUUGGAAAGUAGCACGAAAGUAAUCACGAACACGGUCACUGCGCCGCAACAUUAUUUAGACAUGAUCCUUGAACCAUCAGAAGCGCCUCGACCGGAAACGAACACGUAUCUCAGCACCAGGAUGCUGGAAAAGACUUUCAUGGAGGAUGGACGUACCAGAAUAGAAACCACCAGCGAUACAAUUACUCAGCUCAUAGUAACAGAGUCUGCACCGCCUCCUCGUCCAACCAGCGUCACGACCACGUUAACGGCGCUAGACAGUACAGAGGAAAGCAUGACAGACCUCAUGAAAACAUACUACAUUACCUACACUUAUUAUAAUACCUUCCUGGAGAAAGGUAGCACCGUGGUGCGUACGAACGUAGCGACAUCAACUGACGUUGUGUUGGAGAAAGCACCUGCCAAGAAGACCACGAAGACAGCCACGGUGAAUCCUACUCCAGAACCUAUUCAAAUUUUUGCGACAAAGACGUAUCUGACCACGUUUACAUACUUCACAACCUUGCUUCAGGCUGGACCAGAUGGAGAAACUUCAACAACAGUCUCUUCGAGGUCGCACAUCGUGGAGAACGUAGUGACAGAAUCGAUAGCACCAAGUUUGCUAGACGCUGGCUAUAUGAACGCUUUGUUAACAACUGCUCAUCAUUCAGAUCCGGUGAAGAACGUGGUCACUGGAUCAACGAUCAUAUUCUUCGACGAGGAGGACCAGAUCGAUCCUACUUCGAGCACUGGCUUCCAAGAAGCGACCUCCUCGGUGGAGAUCCAGAACAAUGAAUCGAUUUCCGCCAGCUUCGUAUCUACUGAAUCUUCUCCAGCUGCUAAUGAGCCAAGUUUGAAGCCAGUUGAACAGAUUAAUCAAGAGAACAACGUAACAGUUUCUGCAGAGUCUGGACAGAACAAAAAGCCUGCGAGUCAGAACACGAGCGAUCUUCAAGUGAGCAAUCUUCUAAGCCUAGGGUCUUUGGGAAUCAAUAGUUUGUCGGCUCUAGGGCCAGUGAUUACGGCGAUGGCUGGUUUACUACAAGGAAAGACGACAGCUACGCGAAGAAAUGAUUCGAUGCCACAGGCGGAAACACAGGAAGUGACCACGCAAAGAUCGCCCAUUUAUAUACCAGUCGCUGAGUUCGCUGAUGGAGACAUCGAAGCAGCUGAGAGUCAAAAUAUAGGUACACAUCUAGCGAACCUUAACCACAAUUACAUCGCUGAAAUCCGUCACAAAGUUGCAUCCAGCCUGGCAGAUGGAAUUCCAAUUUCCCCGGGCGAAGUAAUCACUGCGAACAGCGACGUAAUCAUAGGAAAACCAGGGAAAAUGGCACCUAGACCACCUCAAACGUUCUUAGAGGACGAAGAACACAUUGGAAUGAAACCGCCGCCGCUACCAGUCCCUAACAUUCCAGUUCAUCCUGUUCUCGAAGUCGUGGAGAACGAUCGAGACGAUGCUCAGUCUCAGCAGAUUCUUCAAGCCCACAAAGGUCCACAAAUACAAAUAUAUCCUGCGCAUCAGAUUUACGAAGAACAUUUGAAAAUUCCGGUUUCCAUGCCUGUCGAUGCGAAUCCUACAUUGAUAUCGAAACAACCUCAGAAGCUACUUCCAGUUCAAGCGUCUCCGCCAAAGAGAAUAGUUUCGAAGCAAGAUGUACUGGAGAAUGAUCCUUUGUUAAAGCCACCUGAUAGACCUAACGUGGAACAGUAUGCAAAUCCAAAUUCAAAUCCUAAGGAGCCGGAAUGGAGUCCUGAGAAAUCUAGGCGACCGUGGAGUGCUAAGGAUCCUUUAAAGCUCCCUCCACUACAUCCACAAUUUGAUCAGAAAAUCGACUCAGGAAUAUCUCCAAUAGAGAAACCUUGGCCCGCCGUUCCAUCUGAAGAUCAGAAACGAUUACCGUGGGCUCAGAAAGAUCCUUUGCUCCCUGAUGCUCCUGUUGUGAUUCAAUCUUCGGAAUCCAAACCGACACCGGCGGAACCUAUAGUUCAUCAAGUACCACACGUCAUCGACAGAUCAACAGGACAACCUUUAUUAGUAAAUAUUCAACCUAGUCAGGUGGCUAACGUGGUGAUUCCUCAAGGUGGUACUCAAGCACUGAUAUUCGGUGACACCAGCGAGCCACACAUCAGUGGACAAUACUUCGACGAUCCAUCACCAUAUCCUGAAUCAGAAGUUGGUUUGGGAUUUGUUGGAAUCCAAAGAGUGGAGGACCUGCCUCAAUAUUCCAACGGAAAGGACCCAGCAGAUUAUAUGGUUCCACCAUCGCCACCUCACAGUUUCAAGGGGUUACCAGAAAAACACCCUUCUAAUCGUCCAGCAACCAUCCCCUUAUCGCCAGGUCGUUUCGAUUAUGAAAGACCGCAAGACAAACUAGAAGCUCCUUUAAACAGACCAGAGAAGAUGCCAUCAGACGUACAUUUGAUUAAACACCCUGACCAUUCUGGUGUCCUCGGCGGCCAAGGUCACGUACACACUGAGAUCCUGGUCCAUCACAGACCAGAAACUAUAAACGUUCGUCCACAAAGCGUUCCUUAUCCUCCUAUUCAUCCUCACGUGCAUUCCAACAAUCAUAUACCGUCACGCGGACAAUUUCCAAAAAUUCCAAAACCUGUAGAAUCCGGAACUCCACCUAGAAGAACAGAAAUGUCGAGUUCAUCGGACAAUUCCCAUCGAUAUAUCUUAUUGCCUAAGCCAGACUCGGGGAACGAGAUCGUCUUGAAUUCCAAUUGGAAGGCGGACAAGAAACCACCGCGAAUUCUGAUGAAUAACAGGUUGAGACCACGUCCACCGUUGAGAUCGACGACUAGUCGUCCUUUGGAUAGGCCGAUUUACCCGGAAAGGCCGGGUAUUAGGAAACCAGUUUACAGCGGACCUCAGAGGCCUCCGACAAAGACACAGAAUACAUUUGUGCUUCCUCAUCGGCCAGUCAGUAAUCCUCAAAUUCACCAUGAACCACCGAGGAUGACCACUCCGACGCCUGGAGAUACGAUGAAGGACGUGGCAACUGAGAGACAGCCUUCGUUCGGAUCUCGUCCUCACAUUGAUCUUCAAGACAGACCGCCUCACUUUUACCCUGAGAAGAGACCAAACAUAGAACAACUGAGACCUCAAACUGAAAGGACAGAAGAACACGUGCCCACGGGAGCAGUAGAAUAUCACAAUCCUUCGAAUCCUAAAAUAAAGCAAGAUAACAGACCAGUUACAACAAAUACGCAAGUUCAAAACUUCGAUCAGGUUCCACCUAAUAAAGAUAAUAAAGUAGCAGAAAUCUGGUAUGGCGGUACGCAAACAGAGAAAACGUUAGAUUCAGAAGUUGGUGCCUCAGAACCCAUAAACUAUCACAAUCGAGUCAAGGAGGUGCAAAAAUACAAUGAAACCGAAAAAGGCACGUCUUUCGUUAAUCAAAAUAACAAUGUAACAUCCAAUAUAAAAAAUCCCUACGGAAAUGUAGCCUCUGGUAAUACAGUGAUUGGAAAACCAACUGGAGAAAUUGAUUCCCAACAAGAUCAGAAAGAAAAACCAUUUUGGAUAAGUCCAGGCUCUCCAUUUUCUCAUAAAAAUGAAAUGAAUACACAAUCUCAAGUACCAUACGGCCCUAAUUAUUACAAUACUAAGCUUCAUGAAACACCAGUAGUUCAAGGAAAACCGUUUGGCGUGUACACUGGCCACGAAGAAUCGAAUUAUGGUUACAAAUGGAAAGAGAACAAGCCUGAAUACGACAUAGUACAAGGUGUACCAUCGACUUAUUAUGGAAGCAAAAUAUCUCCAAUUAGCCACAAGAAUCAAAAUCAAAACGAACAGACAUCGACUCUACCAAGUCGUGAACACGACGAUACCAUAGAUUUAAAACCACCAGCGAUCAUUCCUCAAUUUGUCCCUGAAUCAAAUAAACCUAAGAGACCAUAUCCUCGACCAUCUAUAAUGAACAAAGUGGAAACUAGGCCUGUACUAUAUCCUGGACCAGAAAUUGUAAGUCAAACUUCAGAAGCCAGACCGGAUCAAGUGAAACAGUCCAACGAAGGCAAGCCAGGAAGCCUGGAACCAUUUGUAAAUAACAGUUUGAGUCAUGCAGGUAAAUUGAAUCAGAGUCACUUCCAGUUAGGAGGUUUCAUGGAUCUUAAUUGGGAUGGGGGAAUGAAGAUUAGAGACCAAAGACCUGAUAGACAAGAGAUUCUAAUUAACAAGGGUGAAAUUAUGAAGAAUCAUUUUAGAAACAGUUCUAUUUCUCAGAAAAUGGAAGAUCAGUAUCCUCAGACGAGCACUGAGAGCGUUAAAGUAAGUUUGGAGAAGAAUCGUCCUGUGGUGAAUCAACAGGAGUAUUCAGGAACCAGAAUUCAUCCAGAGUAUCCUCAUAUUAUCACCAAGCCUAAGCCUCAAGUACCUGGACCAAUUACUAUCUCAACAGCUAACAAAGGUGAAACUAGGCCCAAUAUUAGGUUCUCCAUGCCUGUAGAGGCUAUAGGCGAAGAAGUUGAUAGCAAGACGCAAACUGAGCGACCACCAAGUAUGUUAAUCACGAGCAGUUCUAACGAUAAGAAGAAGAACGUGGAAAAGGUAGAUGGUUCUUAUCAGACGAAUUUCGCGGCUUCAGACGCGAAUAAGGAUGAUUCUAUGAAUCAUGAGAGCAAAAUUAGAGUUAGACCUAUUGAGACGUCUACUGGCGAUAUGUUGAGUAGUAUGGAAGGAAUGAGCGUGCCUUCUAGGGACAUGAUGCCUCCGCCAUUGAGACCUGUUAUUGGGUUGAAUCAAUCGAAUAAGAAUGAAGAAGAGGAUUUGAAACCACCACCUAUAACUUCGAGGGAUGUAGUUGGAUUAUCACCUCCACCAGUUGAUAUUACCACGACCAGUGGUCCCACGGAAGAUAGAUUCCCGUUUGCAAAUGUCAACGAAUCUGGAUUGAAACCUCCGCCUAAAUAUAUUCCACUGAAGGAGUCUUCUGUUGCACCUUUACCUAGCGUUAGCAUGGUGCCUCCUAGUCCAAGACCUUCUCUUGCUAGGCCUUUCAUAGUGGAAUUGCUGUCUCAGGAUAUGGUACCUCCACCACCAGUAACUCAAACUACCAAACCACUUGAAAUUGCCACGGUGAGGCCAGCGGUCGCGGUGUCUGGAUCGAUUCAAAUCGCGACAGCCGUCGCAACAUCCCACAUACCAGUGGUUCAGGAUAUCGAAUCAAAGAUACCGAUCAUACACGGCACUGUCGAUCUUCCAGUGGUGGUAGACGUGCCUGAGAUUCUUAGGCCAGUGGAAACCAGGAUGACGGAGCACGUUAGCAUUUAUACCGUGCGACCAUUUGACACGAGACCUGUAUCUAGAAUAUCGGUACAACCAACACCAAUGCUAACGACGAACCUGGUAAUCCCAACGAAGCUAAGACCAUUGCAAGUAGAUCAUAUUCAACCAAGCAGAUCCUCGACAACCAGAGACGUGGAACCAACUCGAUCUCAUAACUUCGAUAUUCCUCGAAACCCUGUAAAACGUCCGGAGCAUCCAGUAUUUUUGGAAUCCAGUCACGAUAACGUUCUACCAUCGACAAAGGUGGAAGCUACGGAAAGUUUGACUCACCACGUGGUCAGCACGAGUCAGAAGAAAGAGUCACGACCUACAAUGACGAAAAACGAAGCUUCAAAGGUGGUCGUUUCGUCGGCGACAGAACGCAAACGAAAGAACGAAACCACAUCGAAGGAAUUGCCUAGCGUGGUGACCAGGGUUGACAGUUCGAUAACGAAGGUAACGAGUACGUUGUCCGGAAAUAUUGACAGGAGAAACGAGUCGGUGAUCAAGAUGACGAAGGAUGUUAGCAACGUGACACGCGAGGCUGCUAAUAGGACAACGACGACCACGCGUACGAAGCCUAAAGAGGUGACACGAUUCCAGACGUCAACAGUAACGAGAACGGAAACAUCUGUAUUGGGUUCACCACCUACAACUCGAACAUUACUGCUCACCCACACAUUGACAUCGACCACUGUGGAAACAGUAACGGAAACAUUAUUGCGUCCAACCAGUGUAAUAUCCACGGUCACAUCAACGAUCUUGCAAUCGGUGGUGACUAGAAUACCAUCAUCCUACGAAAACGUGGUCGACAAUGAUUCCAUCUUUGUGGUGAUGAGCGAUCAGAAGCCACCGGCACCUGGUGCUGAAGAGGUAAAUGUUGAGGCUGAAUACGGUGAUAUUUCGAGAGACGAACAAGAUCCAACUGGAAACGAAGUUCAUAGAGUACUGGCUGGUGGAGUUCUUGGAGCACCCGUGGUAUCGCUUCAACCUAUUGUCAAUCAGUGUACACCAGAAUGUAGAGCGUCUAGGUCUGAAAUAUGCGCGGAAGUUGGAGGUGAAAUGCGAUGCGUUUGCCGUCCGGGCUUCGCUAGGAUGUUCCCUGAUCGACCUUGCAAGCCCACUUACACUUACACGUUACGAGUUGGCUUGGACCGUAUUGGACACGAACCAGUAAUAUACGAAGCCAGCAUGAACGAUUCGACGUCGACAGCUUUCAGAAAACUGUUAGGUCCUACUAAAGACGCCCUAGAUAGAACUCUGAUGCAGAGUGAUCUCAGAGAUGUCUACAGAGGAUUGAAGAUAGCCGGUUUCUCGCCUGACCCAACGAAAGUGGAGUUCCACGUUCAGCUCAGCGACAACGCUAAUGAAACCAGACUAAAAGAAGUUCUUCGAAAGUAUCUUAUUGGAAGCAAUUAUAGCUUAGGAGGCACUGAGGUUUAUGCCUUGAAAAAUCUUGACGUCAUUGAGGCCAUUGAUUUCGACGAAUGCGCGACAGAAGAAGGAGGACCACAUCACGAUUGCUCGCCAAACGCAGCCUGUUUCAAUCUGCGAGGCUCUUAUCAGUGUUCUUGUAAAGAGGGUUGGGCAGAUUUGUCUGAAAACCCCGCGUAUCCUGGAAGAUUCUGCUCUCAAGCGCCCUUAGGUUGCCCUAGUUGUAACAACAAAGGACACUGCGUUACGAACACCAAUGGUCAAGAGGUUUGCGAGUGCUUCCCCUGGCACAGUGGUCAGCGGUGUCAAGUUAAUCUGAAAGUGCUCCUGAUAGCUCUUGUUACAACGGGUGCAAUAUUACUGGGCCUUCUGGCGGUUUGUGUCGGUAUGGCAUGUUUCCGUCAGCCGAGUCGGAAACGAAGAACUGGCGACAGAAGGGCUAUGAUUCCUGGAACGGGCGGGGACACCAGUAGCGAGGGUAGUGUGACAGACUUGGCUAUUCCACACCACGUGCCGCACGUUCUCCCACCACCCCCACAGAUGAUCGCACCCUUGCCACCGACAAAGAGGCCGGCUCGAAAGAUCAGUGCCAAACCCAGACAUCCACCAAGAAAAGCUACCAUGGUACCUGCAUCAGUGGCAAUGAACGACGAACAACGAGAUCGUUCGUUGACAGUGAUGAUCCCGCGCGCCAAAUAUCGAUCCGCACCCCAGUCUCCGCAGAAUUACAAAUCCGGUAUGAGCACGUUCUCGACAGAAGAGCACAAGCUGCUCAAUUACCUCGAAAACGGCACGCAUAACACCGGAAACAGGAAGCAGAGCGUAUCCAGCGCGAAAGAUUGCAAGGAUUCUGAUGUGCAGAUCGUCAGAACGCCGGCUGCACCGAGUGGCGCCCUUGUUAGCGCUGGUUUUCAGGUGUCCGCAACGGUAACUCGACAAAUGGACGCCGACUCGACGUUAGCUCGCUCCUGUGGCGAGACCACGGUUGAAACAGCGACGAAAGUGCUGCGAACCGGGGAUCUCCAGGGCGAUCUGUGCUCGACGUUGGCGCGUUCCUGUGGCGAGACGACCAUCCAAGCACCGACGAAGCUGUUGAGGCUUGAUUUAGGCGAGGCUGGCUCGACUCUCGCCAGAUCUUGCGGUGAAACGACGAUCCAGCCGCCUACGAAAGUCGCCGAUGCCAGAAGAAACAGCGUUAAGGAUGCCAGAGACACUAGAGACAGUGCCAGCGAGGGGCACACAAUGGCCGAGAGGGAUCUGGGAAGCACGCUGAGACUUCCGGCGCAGCAUCCGCCUCUUUAUAGCCCGGACAAGACCAGCGAUCGAGAAUCGAACUUCGACUCCCUCUAGACACCGAAGAUCGUACAAGUAAUAAAGGAAAUCCGGUCGACGGGAGGUUGUGGAUGUGACCGCUGGACGGUAGCCUCCACAAGUUCGCGAAUCGAACAGAUAAAACGUGAAACAAAUUUCUUCAACGACGCAACUAUGUCGAAAAACGUCGAAGCUUAAGUACGUUAAAACAAAGGUCAAAAUCGAACAAGUUGUUUUAGUUUAAUCGAUGCAAACAAAUUAGAAACAUAUCCUUAAUCGUUUCGUUCGGAAGCUUUAAUCGUCUAUUUUAUUAAAUUAAUACGAUAUUUAUUGAUGGGGAAGCGUCUCAAAAAAGCACAUAUAAAUAUAUUUAUAUUGUUAACAAUAAAAUAACGAUCUUGGUGAUAAACCAAAGUGAUUAAAAAGAAACUUGACCAAGAAGAAGGUAAAUUUAUAAGCAACGCUUUCCUCUAUUUAUUUAUGUAUUCGUUCAAAGAUUUUAGAUACGUAGAAACGUUUCAGAAGGCGCUCUCUUUGCCGUCGGCGGGAUUUGAGAAAAAGAUAUCAAGUUCGAUCAAACGCGAAUGUCAGAUUCAAAGAGACGCGCUGGUUACUCAUUCCCGUGCCAAAAUACAACCAAUGAUUGGGAAGGGUAGCGAGGGAAAUUGUCCCUCGCCUUUCCCACUGCCGUUUUCAUUUUUUUUAUCCUCGUUUCUUAUACUUUUUCUUUUUUUAACUGGUCGCCGAGUACUCGAUCAUGUCGUUUCGGAAAUUUGAUUAUCUUCGAGAGAUAUCUUCGAUAAUGCUAUUUAUUUACUAUCGGUAGUUUGCUGAUUUUUAUACAAUAUAUUGUUAUUUUACCUUGGAUAUUUUAAAUUUCCCAUAACUGCAUGAACAUCUGCAGUCUAAUUGGCGAUAUAUUUAUAUAUAUUUUUUUACAUGUACUUAUUUGUAUGAAUAAUAUAUGUAAUCUCGUUCAUAAGUCACUGGACAUUUGCAAACUUUUGAAUAUCAUGCUCUUUAAAAUAGAUUUAUAGCAAGACUUUUAAAAAUAUAAUAUAAUUUUAUUUUUUCUUAUGACGAAUAACGAGAUUAUUUGAAUUGUGAAUACGAAUAAAAACGAUACUUCUCGAUGUCAUAAUCGAAUUUUCCAUAAGCGUUUUACGGUCCUCGGUAAACGCUGCACGCGAAUCGACGCGUGACUCAAUACAGUGUCAUAAGUCGUGCGAACGGCGCCGAUCGCCGCGGAGGCGGACAUUAUUAUUAAUUGUUGUUAUUGUUUGUUUGUUUAGUCUAUUUUCUGGCGGGUCCUGUCAUGUUGCCCGGCUUCGUCAGUUUACAAAUUCGUACGUCGGGGCGUAGCAAAUUCAUUGCGAUUCAUACUUUUCCAACAUCUGACUAUGAGUACAAACUGUAUUUUUUAAAAAAAAUUCUAUAGAACGUAGCUUGUACGCAGGAACUUGUGACGAUAACAAUCGCAAUUUUACCAAUGAACAUUUCAACAAUUUGAUUAAUCCUUUAAAUGAAGAAGGAAAAUUUUAAUUGUAAAUUCAGCCAAUCUGCAAUCUCCUUGAUUGUACUACCUGUUAAUGUCAAUCAUUCCUUACCAAAUGUGCUCGAGAUGUAUUGGACGAAUCAAAAUGGGAUAAAAAAGAAUCAAUGGAAUUUUGAACGCGUGAAAUGCGAAUGAAAUGUUCGUUAAUUAUGUGUUGAUUGUGACGAAGCCGCGGCAACGUCGCUAAACCAGACUCGAGGAAGAGCGAGCAGAACGUGUUGCAUAACGCAGCCGCACGUGCAUUUAACUUGAUUUUUACUUUCUUUAGCUCAAUAGAUAGCGUAAGCGGAUGUAUUAAGCGGAGGACAGGUGUAUCAUUAACGAUAAUACUUUCUAUGUGUCUGACUCCUUCUUUCUUUUUUAUUUCCUUUCAGUGUCGUAAAACUGCGCGUGUUAACCAAAUGAAAUAAAAUAUACAUACGUCGGUGAUCGUUUCGUAAACGAAGACGAACGAACGAAGCUCGUACCUUGUAUUAUCGCACGAAACUAACUAACUCGUCCUUUUUCUACGUCCAAAAUGAAACUACUCUUUUAUACAUACCACAUGUGUACGCAUAGAUAUUUGAUCUAUAUAUAUAUAUAAUAUACAUAAUAUAAUAUAAUAUAAUAAUGCAUAUAAAUAUAUUCUGUUGUACAUACCGUCUCAAGAAGAACCUCUUCUACUUAAUGUUAUUGUAAUUUUUGUAUACUUAGAAUCUGUAUACUUCUUUGUAAUUUUAAUAAAAGUGAAUAAUACAAAUUA